Molecule: messenger RNA, 2982 nt
Organism: Neoarius graeffei (lesser salmon catfish)
Lineage: Eukaryota; Metazoa; Chordata; Actinopteri; Siluriformes; Ariidae
Gene: gsna
Product: gelsolin a
Exons: 16
Coding region: 226-2415 (729 amino acids)
Biological process (GO): actin filament severing; barbed-end actin filament capping; actin polymerization or depolymerization
Cellular component (GO): cytoplasm; actin cytoskeleton
Molecular function (GO): actin filament binding; phosphatidylinositol-4,5-bisphosphate binding
Source: RefSeq, a predicted model, not a curated record
CUAACUCCUCUCUAAUGUUCCUGCGGGGAUAAAAAACUCCAGCUCAGCGCCUCUUUCUCCUCCUCCUCCUCUCCUCCUCCUCCUCCUCCUCUCUGAGCGCUGUGUCAGAGGGGCGUCUCCCAGCCGAGAUUACAGUCAAAGCGCCCUAGUUUUAUUCUGCACACCGAGACAGGACUCUCUCAGCACCCGCAGUCACCCAGCCCAUAUCCCUGAGCGACAGACAGCAUGGUGUAUCAUCCCGAGUUUGAGAAGGCAGGCCAGCAGCCUGGACUGCAGGUGUGGAGGGUUGAGAACUUUGACUUGGUUCCUGUACCAGAGAACUUGUAUGGAGGGUUCUACACAGGCGACGCCUAUGUGGUCCUCAACACCAUCAAACAGCGCUCUGGGAACCUGCAGUACGAUCUGCACUUCUGGCUGGGUGACUACUGUACGCAGGAUGAAAGUGGAUCAGCUGCCAUAUUUACAGUGCAGCUGGAUGAUCACCUGGGUGGAAAACCCAUCCAAUACCGUGAAGUCCAGGGACACGAGUCUAAAACUUUCCUGGGCUACUUUAAGAAAGGUUUGCAGUACAUGAAAGGAGGAGUUGCAUCAGGGUUUAAGCAUGUUGUCACCAACGAGGUGGUGGUGCAGCGUGUGCUCCAGGUCAGAGGUCGCCGUACCAUACGAGCAACCGAGGUGCCGGUCAGCUGGGAGAGCUUUAACCAAGGUGACUGCUUCAUCCUGGACCUCGGGAAUGAGAUCUACCAGUGGUGUGGAUCCAAGAGCAAUCGCUUUGAGAAGCUGAAAGCUACUCAGCUUGCCAAGGCGAUCCGUGAUAACGAGCGUAGUGGGAGAGCCCGCCUGUACGUGUGUGAUGAAGGUGUGGAACGAGAUAAGAUGAUUGAGGUUCUAGGAGAAAAGCCAGACCUGCCUGAAGGAGCUGAUGAGGACCUCAAAGCAGACGCAUCCAACAGGAAACUGGCUAAACUGUACAAGGUUUCAGACACUAGCGGCACCAUGUCCAUGGCCUUGGUGGCUGAUGAGAACCCUUUUACUCAAAGUGCUUUGGAGUCCACGGAUUGCUUUAUUCUGGACCAUGGUUCAGAUGGCAAGAUCUUUGUCUGGAAAGGAAAGGACGCCAAUGUUGAGGAGCGCAAGGCAGCCAUGAAAGGAGCAGAUGGCUUCAUUAAGAAGAUGGGCUACGCGAAGCACACUCAGGUGCAGGUCCUCCCCGAGAUGGGCGAGACUCCACUGUUCAAGCAGUUCUUCAAGAACUGGCGUGAUGUGGACCAGACAGACGGCAUGGGCGUGGCGUACGUUUCCAACCACAUCGCCAAGAUUGAGAAGGUGCCAUUCGAUGCUGCCACGCUGCACGAUUCGCCUGCCAUGGCAGCACAGCACGGCAUGAUUGAUGACGGCAGUGGAGAGAAACAGAUCUGGCGUAUCGAAGGCUCUGACAAGGUUCCUGUUGACCCGUCCACUUACGGUCAGUUCUACGGCGGAGACAGUUACAUCAUCCUUUACAACUACAGACACGGCGGCAGACAGGGACACAUCAUCUAUAUUUGGCAAGGUCUGGACUCCUCACAGGAUGAAAUUGGAGCAUCUGCCAUCUUGGCCACGCAGCUGGAUGAUGAGCUCGGAGGAGGACCUGUGCAGGUGCGUGUGGUUCAGGGUAAGGAGCCAGCACACCUUAUGAGUCUGUUUGGUGGAAAGCCCAUGGUGGUGUAUCAGGGAGGCACAUCCAGGGAAGGAGGUCAGACCGAACCGGCACAAACUCGCCUGUUCCAAGUGCGCUCUAACUCAGCAGGAUGCACCCGGGCUGUGGAGGUUGAUGCUGUUUCUUCAAACCUGAACUCCAACGAUGUCUUUGUCUUGGUGACCCCAUCGGGCUGCUUCAUGUGGGUCGGCGUUGGUGCCAGCGACACUGAGAAACAGGGUGCACAGGAGCUGUGUGGCAUCCUUGGGGUCACUACGUCUGAGGUCGCAGAGGGUGGAGAGAGCGGUGACUUCUGGGCAGCUCUGGGAGGAAAGACGGCAUAUCGCACAUCCACCAGGCUGAAGGAUAAGAUGGACACUCACCCACCCAGACUGUUCGCUUGCUCCAACAAAACCGGACGCUUCAUCAUUGAAGAGGUGCCUGGGGAACUGACUCAGGAAGAUCUUGCCACAGAUGACGUCAUGAUCCUGGAUACCUGGGACCAGGUGUUUGUAUGGAUCGGUAAUGAGGCACAUGAGGAGGAAAAGACCGAGGCAAUGGCUUCAGCUGCCCGCUACAUUGAGACGGACCCAGCCAACCGAGACCGCCGUACUCCUAUUGUGAAAAUCAAGCAGGGCUUUGAGCCUCCUACGUUCACCGGCUGGUUCCUGGGCUGGGACCACGACUACUGGAGCAGCGACCCUCUGGACCGCGCAAUGGCUGAGCUGGAGAUUUGAACCCUGACCUUUAAACCCCCACUGCCUUAGUAGGGUUGCAGUUGGAGUUGCCCUUUGCCACUGAUUAACAUGUUUCCAUUGGAGUAUUUGGGACGUGCUGAGAGAUCAGUGUAAAAAGGCAACUUGUACACACCAAGCCUUGUCUGUAGUCAAAGUAAAGCCAUGCUUUAAUUUCCAAUUGCACUUUUUCUUACUGCGUUAAGUGUAGGCAUCACAUUUCUAACUGUAUUUAAGCAGCAGGUUGUUGGUUUUAUGGUAGAUCAUGCAAUCUGAGGUGGUAUUCCAGAAAUUUCUAUCCAAUAGUGCAGUUUCAGUGCUUCCGUAAAGACCAAAACAAAUCGGAUCAUAAUUUGAGAUGUUUUCUGAACCUUCUAGAAUGGAGGAACGGAGGAAAAAAAUCUCAAAUUAGGAAUCGCCAAGGAAUUAAGAAUGAUCAUGACUGUUUACUGAGGUUGGUUUUUGUUUUUUUUUCAGAAUACUGUCAUUCAUCAGAACAAAAACUGCCUCGACAAAUGCAAAAAUUCCUGAAAGUGGGUUUUAAUAAAACACAGCCUGGUUCUUCCUGUA